Messenger RNA from Notechis scutatus (mainland tiger snake), 4874 nucleotides. NCBI's taxonomy places the organism in Eukaryota, Metazoa, Chordata, Lepidosauria, Squamata, Elapidae. The record is from RefSeq and is a predicted model, not a curated record.
UUCCGAUGAUAAGGGAAGUUCGAACGUCCAUUAUACUUCGGAUUCUGAUUUCUUUGGGCUUUCUGCCCUCUCGCAGAGGCCACCAGAAGGGCGUGUUCGUGUAUUGGGGGGGGGGGGGGGGAGGAACACAGUGGGAGGAUCCAAAAGAACUCGGCGCCACAGCCAUUUUGUUUGUGGGCAGCAUGGUCGAAUUCUGUCAGUCAGUAUGAGGAGGGGUUUUUAAAUAGUCUUUGUGGAAGAAUGAUGCCUUUACAAAGGAUGUUUCUGUUGAAAUGAAUAUCCUUAAGUCUCUAUGACGGUUUACUCGAAUCCUCCCCACCUCGCCAGAUAUGGAGAAAAAACCUUCGGAAGCGGCUGCCGACCAUGGGAAGGAGAUUCUAUUUUCAUUUGCAAAGAUUUUUAAAGAUGUUGGAUAAUUCUUUCGCUGCCUGGAGCUGGUUGAUUGCAAGUGAGAAACUAUACACAGACUGCUUCGUUCCAGUCGGGAAAAGGCAGCUGGCUGCUUCCUUUCGAGAGUUGACGACAUAUAAACCCAAUAAAUAAAUAAAUGGAGGCCAAUGAACAUCAGACAAUAAAUUUCUUCCUUCUGUGUGCAGAUUUGACAUUUAGCCCCUUGUUUGUGGAUUGAUCUUACCAUUUCAUGUAACAAUUUGAGGAACAUCAUCUCCAGCGGGCUAUUUCAGCACAGCAAGUAUAUGGAGAGAAACGGGAUAAUAUGGUUAUACCAGUCCCAGAAGCAGAAAGUAAUAUUGCCUAUUAUGAAUCAAUAUACCCUGGAGAAUUUAAAAUGCCAAAGCAGCUUAUUCACAUACAGCCUUUUAGUUUGGAUGCUGAGCAACCGGAUUAUGAUUUGGAUUCAGAAGAUGAGGCCUUUGUGAAUAAGCUGAAGAAAAAAAUAGAUAUUUCUCCUUUGCAAUUUGAAGAAAUGAUAGAUCGACUUGAAAAAGGAAGUGGUCAACAGCCAGUCAGCCUGCAGGAAGCCAAACUACUCCUGAAGGAAGAUGAUGAAUUGAUUAGAGAAGUAUAUGAAUAUUGGAUUAAAAAGAGAAAAAACUGCCGAGGCCCCUCUCUUAUCUCAGCAGUGAAACAGGAGAAACGUGAUGGGUCCAGCACAAAUGAUCCUUAUGUUGCAUUUAGAAGACGAACAGAAAAGAUGCAGACUCGAAAAAAUCGAAAGAAUGAUGAAACUUCUUAUGAAAAAAUGCUUAAACUGAGGCGGGAUCUGAGUCGUGCAGUAACAAUUCUAGAGAUGAUAAAGAGAAGAGAAAAAAGCAAGAGAGAGUUGCUGCAUUUAACGUUGGAAAUUGUGGAAAAGAGAUAUAAGUUGGGUGAUUAUAAUGGAGAGAUCAUGUCUGAAAUAAUGGUACAUCGACAGCCUAUGAAGCCUACUUAUACUAUUCCUGUUGGAAUAGUUCCUAAUAGCACUCAAUUUAAACAUCAGGAAAAUAUGGAAAUGAAGGAAUUUAAAAUAAACAAGCAAGAGAAAGCUGAUGCUAUACGGCCGAAGAGAAAAUACGAGAAGAAGCCCAAAAUUGUACCUUCAUCUGCUGCUAUUGCUUCUCAGCAGACAAUUCCUGCUCCACUGCCAAUCUUUAAUGCUAAAGAUAUGAAUCAGUACGACUUUCCCAGCUCUGAUGAAGAUCCUCUUUCUCAAAUCUUUUCUGGCUCUUCUGAAGCUGAGGAAGAAAAUGAUCCUGAUGGGCCAUUUGCUUUCCGUAGGAAAACAGAUUGUCAGUAUUACGCUCCUCAUUUAGACCAAACUGGUGACUGGCCUUGGAAUACUCCUAAAGGGAGAACAUUAGGAGAUGAGCGUUAUAGAUAUUGCUUGACCACCCUUACUAGGCCGCAAAAGUGCAUUGGGUUUUCACGUAGACGGGUUGGACGUGGUGGAAGGGUGCUCCUGGACCGAGCAUAUUCAGAGAACAACAGUGCAUUUUGUCAGCUGGAUUCAGAAACACCUUCCUCACAACUACACUCUUCAGUCAAUCAAAUUGUCAAUACCUCAGAAACAAAUACCUCGGACAGAUAUUUAUCUAAAGACCUCAGUCAGAUACUAGUUGAUAUCAAAUCACGUAAAUGGCGUCAUUUUAGGCCUCGGACACCAUCCCUACAUGACAGUGACAAUGAUGAACUUUCAUAUAGGAAAUUGCACAGAAGUGUUAAUCGAGCAGGCACAGCACAACCUGGUACCCAGACAUGCAGUACCUCUAUUCAAAGUAAAGAUAGCAGUGGUGCAGCACACUUUGCAUUUACAGCCGAACAAUACCAGCAUCAUCAACAACAAGUGGCACUAAUGCAGAAGCAGCAGCUUGCACAAAUUCAUCAACAGCAAGCAAAUAGUAAUUCUUCUGCGAACGCUUCACAGGGUUUUGGUUCCAAGACGUUGGAUUCUGUCAGUGCUCAGUUUGCUGCUUCAGCCUUGGUUACAUCAGAGCAGCUCAUGGGAUUCAAAAUGAAGGAUGAUGUGGUGCUUGGAAUUGGAAUGAAUGGCGUCCUUCAAGCCUCAGGAGUAUAUAAGGGCUUACACUUCAGUAAUACUACGCCUACAGCACUUAUACAUACAAGCUCAUCAACAGCAGGUUCAGCCUUGUUACAGCCUUCAAAUAUAACACAGACUUCAAGUUCCCACAGUGCACUGAGUCACCAAGUAACUGCUGCCAAUUCUGCAACAACUCAGGUUCUGUUUGGGAACAACAUUAGAUUAACUGUACCCUCAUCUGUUGGCACUGCAAACUCUAUUAAUACGCUCAAUGCACGGCACAUACCUAGGACUCUAAGUGCUGUUCCAUCAUCUGCCUUAAAGCUGGCUGCAGCAAACUGUCAGGUGCCCAAGGUGCCAGCCUCAUCCUCUCUGGAUACAUUACCAAGGGAAAACCAUGAAACAGAAAAGUCAGCACUGAACAAUAUAGCAGACAAUACAGUAGCAAUGGAGGUGACGUAGUUUCUGUAGUAACGAAACUUCAGUCUUCGGGAACUUGUUUAGGUGCUAUGCAUCAGUAGCAAUUUGAAUGCAAGGGAUGAUGAAAUGCAGCACAUUGUAUUUCCAUGGCAGCUGUAGGGACUUGACAGCAAUGCACAUCUCUCAUGCUUUGGUUUUUCUAUUCUUACUGUUAAUAGGAGGAAAAUCAAUACCUGUAAAUUAAGACAACAGCAAUUAUCUGUACAGUACUGUGUAUUUGUAAUACCCUUGUAUAUAUGUUACUUGAAUACAGAACCGUUCAUUUGUGAUGCUUUGCACUUGGGAGGGGGGGAGGGAGAAUUGCAACAAAGUAAGAGUGUAAGAAGUGAAAUUGUAUAAAGAUGAAGUGUCAUGACAUCAUGUGCAUGGUGCGGAACCUGCUGUUUUAUCUAUUUAUUGUGCUGUGUUUACAGUUUUUGUACACUGUACCUUCAUUGGUUCCUGUGCUGUAGUAAAUGUGUUAGGUAGCUGUGGACUCCUUGGUAUUUUGUAAAUGAUAUUAACAUAACUUGGUUCCCCCUCUGGGUCCUUGAGUUUUUUGUGUAUCAUGUGAAAACUGGUGACAUACUUAUAGAAUUUUUUAAAAGGCAUCAGUUUAAAAAUGGGGAAUGUACUACUAAAUAUGAUCUUCCUGUUUUAAAAUCACAAGGCAAGUAACAAGCUAAAAAUGAAGUCUCAUGGAUUCUAUUCAACUGACUAGCUCACAAGCAUGUGUGCAGUUUCUGGUACUUAAAGCACUAAAGUUAUGUUGCUGCUCUUCAUAUAGUCCCUUCUGUUGUCCCAUUUUCUUAUGCACCAAAAUAGUGGUGUCAAAUCAAGUAUGCAAAUGGAGUCCUUACAACUGGAGUUUUAUGUUGUCUUGCCAUUCUUUUGAUCACAAAUUAUAUUUUUUUAUUGUGUAAUUGUUAUUAAAGACUUCAUUCUUGUUCUUUUUUGGGGGGAAAGCUAAAAGGGAAAAGAAUGCAGUAAUUGCUGUACGUGUCUCAUCAUUCCAAUUUCUGAAAACAGCCAGCUUUCCUUCCUCGGCCCUUUUUCUUUUAAUAUUCUCCAAAAGGCUGAAAGACCAGAACCACAACUCUCGGGUGCCUUGGAAAUAUUUGCUUUCUCUUCUGUGAAGAGAAUGGUUCUUAGGACUCUACUACUAGUGCUUUCUCAGUACCAGUCUGAAUGCCCAUUCUGAUGGCAUACAUUAUCCUUAAGGUUUUUAAUUCCACCUGGAAUUGUGAUAGAACUCUCACAAAAUAAACCCAGGGCAUUACAUGUUGACAGAGAAAGUGUGUGGUGUGUUAUACUAAUUUCAUUUUAUGGAUUUAUUUAUUCUGAGAGAAUGUGAUCCAAAACAGCUGAGCAUGCUUGUUUUAAAAUUAAAAUAUUUUAAAAGUAAUGCAGUAAAUGAAUUAAUGGGGCUCACUGAUUAGUGGCUUCUACUAUCCAUAGAGACUGUUGAGAGUUGUUGAACAAAAUAAAAUGGGGCAAAGAACUUCGCUUCGAAGUGGAGUGAAGCAUUGGGUGAAUAAUGCCUGCUACAAGAAGCCAAAGCAGAAAGAGAUAUUGUAUAUGCUCUUGCAAAAAUUUCCAGAAUCUUUCAAAGUUCACGUUCACAAAAACAUAAAAAUAAAGUUACAGAUCAUUGCAGAGAGAAAUAUCUCAGAUGGACUAUGGUUUCCAUAAAAAAUAAGGUUUCACUGAACAAUUAUUCAGCGCAAAAUAAUGAAAAUUUCUGAUUAAAAAUCCAUUUCAAGCUUUUCAGGCAGAAUACAUAAUCCUUUACAUUAUUAAUUUGCUUUUAUCUGCCUAGUAAUUAUAUCUGAGAAUAUAGACGUAAAUUAUGAUUUGGGGGAGGUCUGGAGGAAAGCAGUAUUUUCUGGAAUUAGAGGGAUUCUAACAAUUAUUGGCUCUGGGAACUCCAGCAUUU